UCCUCCCUCCCCCGAGCCCUAGGAGCCAGUCGGGGGAGGCGGCAUGGAGGGGAGGGCUGCCGAGCCUAGGAUCCCGGAGUCCCGGGUUCCGGGGGCGGCCGGAUGUGGGCUGCACCUGCGGUCGGCGCGCUCCAGCCUCUCUAAGCCCGCUGUGGCUCUGUCACCCGCCAGGAGUUCAGCCAUGUGGGCCCCCAGUCAACGGCAGCUCUGUGUGGCUUUCCUGCUAGUGUGUGUCCUUUCAGCCACCUUGUUCCUCUACGUCCACCAAGACCUCUUUCCCAACGGCCUGGCCCUGACGGCCCUGUGCCCAGGCCGCCGCCCGGUGCCAUCCCCUGUGGCCAUCCUCUGCCUGUCCCCCAACACCUCCGCCUGCCCCAAGCCCCCCGCCUCCCUCUCGGGAACCUGGACCAUCCACCCAGACGGCCGGUUCGGUAACCAGAUGGGGCAGUACGCCACGCUCCUGGCCCUGGCCCAGCUCAACAGUCGCCGGGCCUUCAUCCUGCCCGCCAUGCACGCCGCCCUGGCCCCCGUGUUCCGCAUCACCCUGCCGGUGCUGGCGCCCGAGGUGGACAGCCGCACGCCCUGGCGGGAGCUGGAGCUCCACGACUGGAUGUCCCGGGAGUACGCCCGCCUGAGGGACCCCUUGCUGAAGCUCACCGGCUUUCCCUGCUCCUGGACUUUCUUCCACCACCUCCGGGAGCAGAUCCGCAGGGAAUUCACGCUGCACGACCACCUUCAGCGAGAGGCCCAGGGUGUGCUGAGCCGGCUCCGCCUGGGCCCCACCGGGGACCGCCCUCGCACCUUCGUGGGCGUCCACGUGCGCCGCGGGGACUACCUGCGGGUCAUGCCCCACCGCUGGAAGGGGGUGGUAGGCGACCGCGCUUACCUCCGGCAGGCUAUGGACUGGUUCCGGGCACGGCACGAAGACCCCGUCUUUGUGGUCACCAGCAACGGCAUGGAGUGGUGCCGGGAAAACAUGGACACGUCCCGUGGGGAUGUGAUCUUUGCCGGCGACGGGCAGGAGGGCUCGCCGGGGAGGGACUUCGCGCUGCUCACACAGUGCAACCACACCAUCAUGACCAUUGGCACUUUUGGCUUCUGGGCCGCCUACCUGACCGGUGGGGACACCGUCUACCUGGCCAACUUCACCCUGCCCGACUCCAACUUCCUGAAGAUCUUUAAGCCCGAGGCUGCCUUCUUGCCCGAGUGGGUGGGCAUUAAUGCAGACUUGUCUCCCCUCCGCUCGUUGGCUGGGCCUUGAGCAGCGGGGACACUUUCUGGAAUAGCUCGGGCCAGCGUUCUGGGUCUCCGGAGGCCUAGCGGCUUCUGGAGAAGCUUGUGGUAGCCCCGUAGCAGGCGGGCACCCAUUUCUAGAGUAAUCCUAGUUGGCUACACUUGGAGAAAGAGGACUUGGAGAAAGAGAAACCUAGGGGCUUUCUGUAACUGCCUGGACGUUCUAGAACCAGCAGGGGAUCUUUUCCUGAGGCCUGGCAAUGUCCAGAGAGGCUCACGGCAGUUCUGGAAGGCAAUGCCUUACCCACUGUUCCCAGCACGGAUCCAGGGUACUUCUGGAUGGCUUCACCCCCAAAACGGAGAACACUGCCCCCCCCCCAAUGUUGCCUCUGGUCUUUUCUAGAAGAGAAGGACAAUCCUCAGGAUGAAAGGACUUAAGGGUAGUCCACAGCAAGCACUCAUCCACUCCCCUGCUGUGUUUCUGGAGUGGUUCUAGAGAAGGCAAGGUCUCGGGCCUGUGGAGAAUCCUGCAGGGCUUCCCCAGAGGGGAUGAGGUUCUGGAAUUCUAGGAGGAUCUCAGGAAGGGACCCUCAGAAGUUCAACACCUCAGCCACUGCCAGAAAAACUGGCAGAACACGAAGUAUCUGUCCUGUGAGGUGGGAAAUCUGUCCAACCUCUCAGCCUCUGGGAAAAAGAAAGACAAAGGCCCGUUUUUGAAAUUUAAAAAGAAAAAAAAAUAUGUUUUUUAAUGUUUAUUUUUGAGAGAGAGACAGA
This is a messenger RNA of Prionailurus viverrinus (fishing cat), 2007 nucleotides long. It is a transcript of the gene FUT1, whose product is annotated as fucosyltransferase 1 (H blood group). The transcript has 2 exons. Gene Ontology annotation, cellular component: membrane. Gene Ontology annotation, biological process: carbohydrate metabolic process. The record is from RefSeq and is a predicted model, not a curated record. Lineage: Eukaryota; Metazoa; Chordata; Mammalia; Carnivora; Felidae. Gene Ontology annotation, molecular function: galactoside 2-alpha-L-fucosyltransferase activity. Bases 44 to 1261 code for a protein of 405 amino acids.